This is a messenger RNA of Bactrocera neohumeralis, 2338 nucleotides long. RefSeq names its product high affinity copper uptake protein 1 (gene Ctr1B). Lineage: Eukaryota; Metazoa; Arthropoda; Insecta; Diptera; Tephritidae. Gene Ontology annotation, molecular function: copper ion transmembrane transporter activity. Bases 264 to 797 code for a protein of 177 amino acids. Gene Ontology annotation, cellular component: membrane. The record is from RefSeq and is a predicted model, not a curated record. Gene Ontology annotation, biological process: copper ion transmembrane transport. The transcript is spliced from 2 exons.
AUAUAGCAAACCAGUACAGGUCUUACUCUCAUUCCGUGUGUGCGCCUAGCUAGCUUACAGACAAAUCGUCCGGUGAACGAUCGACGAAGAUUAGUGACCACAGUUGUGACUGCGGUGCUUAUAGCGACGACGCUUCGCGUAAUUAAUUCCGUAGCUUUGAUUACGUGCUCUCCCUCUGCAAAGUUGAACCGCGAUAACUUCCUAGUCAACCAAAUAAUAUUAAUCAUAACAAAAACAUUUAAAUUACAACAAAUUUUAUCAAAAUGGAUAUGGGUCAUACGCACGGUAAUGAUAGCACGACGACGACAGCUUCUUGUCCAAUGAUCAUGGUGUUCCACGGUGGUCAUUGCGAGCGAAUAUUAUGGCGCGGUUGGGUUGCCAGUACUGUGACAGAGUUUGGUCUCUCUUGUGUCGCUUGGUUUUUUAUCGCCUUUCUUUACGAAGCACUGAAAUUCGGGCGUCAACAAUUACAUAAAUAUGCGGCACAAAAAGCGGCAGAAAGUAUGGCGUUGGAGGUUGAAGCGAGACGUGCUGCCCAUCCCCCGGGUUGCACACAUGCGCCUACUCCGUUGCCAGAGAUUCGAGUCAAAACUAAUAGAGAUCAUCUUUUUUCCAUACACCACAUCAUCCAAUCGCUGCUAAAUGUCGUGCAGAUUAUCAUUUCCUACCUGCUGAUGUUGGUCUUCAUGAACUUCAAUUAUUGGCUGUGCUUGUCCAUGAUAUUGGGCUUGGGUUUCGGCUACUUCUGCUUUGGUUGGAUAAGGCAACAAGGUAUCGGCACUGAAUGUUGCACAUAAAGCUGGUGCAAUUUAUGUUUGGUUGUUUUCAUUUUGAAUAAAAAUUGUUAUGUUGAAAAGUAAUGCAUUUCAAAAACUGACUAAGUAGACUGUUUGAAAUUAAUAACUUUUGCGAUUAAUGUUAUCAUAUAAGCUGAUUUAGAUUUAGAAAAGGAUUUUUAUUUAAGCGCAUAUUUUAUACCUAAAUUUUAGUUGUACGAAUUUAAAUAUAUUCAUUUGUAUUUAAAACAAAUAAUUUCUAAGUCUAGAACUGUUAUGUUUUUAUGACAAUCGAUUUGCUACUGUACUUGCCCUGUUAUAUUUUAUAGUCGAUCUUAUGUAAAAUAACAUAAAUUGAGCAUGUUAAAAUUCUGUCUACUUAGGGAAUUUUGUUACCUUAGUUAAAAUUAUUGGACAAAUGUUAUGUGUUUUAAAGUAUAUGUACGAUAAUGUAAAGUUUUAAAAAAAAUUUAAUAUUUAUAUAAAUUUUUUAUGUUUUAAUUUCAAUUAUGGAUUAGAAAUAAAGAGCCAGAGAUCGUCUAAAAAAACUAAUUAAUUUGCAUAUAGCUAACCGAACUCUUAUCAUCAAUAUGUUGUAAAUUUAUCUAUUAUGCUUUCUAAGAUAUUCAUUUCAUUUAUACCGCCAUAUUCAAGUAAGCAUUUUUAACGGUUAAAUAAUAAGAAAAUUGUCAUAUUACAAUUGAGAAAGUUAAUAGUUGGCGUGGGGUCAGUUCGACGGACAUCUUAGCCCUUUCUUAAAAUGAAAUAUUUGAGUCAACCUGAAUGUAAAAAGCAACAUUUCGCAACUUUUUGCUCUGCACAUCAAUCGGCAUAAUGUUAAAGUAUUCGCCGCAUGAAAUAAUCUUUUUAAUUGUCAAACAUUUGUUGUUUGAAUUACAUCAAAAAUGUGUAACGUGUGAGUUGGAAAUGAAAAUUUGGUAUGUUAUUUGCGAGAUAAGAUUCCUUAUGUUGUAAAAAGUUAGGCCGAGAGGAUAGUCUUAAGUCAAUGAAUACUUUGCGAAUUUGUAAAGGUAAAAAAUUGGCUUCAUCGUUAUGUAGAGGCUUUUGAGUCUAAACAUUGUUAACUAACGUGCCUCAGAGCAAAACCUCCAAAAUGAAUCAGAAGACAACGGUAAAAUAUAUGAAAUUUGUGUUCGAACUAUCAUUAUAAUAUUCUAAGGCUGGACUUUAAAUAACUGCAGGUAGUUCAUGGAGCAUCUACAUAUGUACAUAUUGUCUAGAUAUUUUCAUAGUAUUAUACAUUUCGUUGCCUAAAAUGCAAAACAACGUAUCAUCAAAAAAAAAAAAACGAAAUUCAGUUUUUUAUUGCUUACGAUUACAUAUCGUCACCUGAAAUGCAAAUAUUCGAAAUUGAGUGUCUUAUUGAUUAUGAUUCACUACUUCAAAUUGCAUUCAUUAUAUUACAUAUGUCCAAUAUUUUCAGGUUCUGCUCUCUGAUAUAAACCGGUUUUAACCAAUAUUCAUUCAUGUUCCAUUUUAUUUCGUGUUUCAUUCAUGCCACUGCAAAUUUCCGAAAAUGUUGUUACGUUAUUUUGCAUUUU